Messenger RNA from Elgaria multicarinata webbii, 2286 nucleotides. RefSeq names its product RAB18, member RAS oncogene family (gene RAB18). Lineage: Eukaryota; Metazoa; Chordata; Lepidosauria; Squamata; Anguidae. Gene Ontology annotation, molecular function: GTPase activity; GTP binding. Gene Ontology annotation, biological process: vesicle-mediated transport. The transcript has 7 exons. The record is from RefSeq and is a predicted model, not a curated record. The coding region runs from base 89 to 706 and encodes 205 amino acids.
GGGAUGCGCAUGCGCAGAAGAUGUGGCACUCUGCGUAGGGGUUGAGCAACUGCCUGUGUUGGGUCGGCCGGGCCUCUUGGUUGUCGGGAUGGACGAGGAUAUUUUGACCACGCUCAAGAUCCUCAUCAUCGGGGAGAGCGGCGUCGGCAAGUCCAGCCUUCUGUUACGCUUUACAGAUGAUACGUUUGAUCCAGAACUUGCAGCAACAAUUGGUGUUGACUUCAAAGUGAAAACAAUCUCAGUUGAUGGGAAUAAGGCUAAGCUAGCAAUCUGGGACACUGCAGGUCAGGAACGGUUCAGAACGCUAACACCCAGCUAUUACAGAGGAGCUCAGGGUGUUAUAUUAGUUUAUGAUGUCACAAGAAGAGACACUUUUGCUAAACUAGACAACUGGCUAACGGAGUUGGAAACGUACUGCACAAGAAAUGAUAUAGUUAAAAUGUUAGUUGGGAACAAAAUUGAUAAGGAAAACAGGGAAGUUGACAGAAACGAGGGUCUCAAGUUUGCCCGAAAACAUUCCAUGUUGUUCAUAGAGGCAAGUGCAAAAACAUGCGAUGGUGUACAGUGUGCCUUUGAAGAACUUGUUGAGAAAAUCAUUCAGACGCCUGGACUGUGGGAAAGUGAGAACCAAAACCGAGGUGUAAAGUUGUCAAAUGAUGAAGAGGGCUAUAGAGGUGGCUGUGGUGGCUACUGUUCUGUGGUAUAAACUCUGGAAGACUUGUCCUUUUGCGUAUUUAAAUGGAUAGUGAUGUCCUCUGUACAUAAACUCAUAUCGGCUAUUUUAGGGACCUUGCAGUUUGCACAUAUUUGUGUAUCAUGGCAGUGGACAUUUUUCUAGGAAAAUGUGUUCUGCAGCUUUUCCAGUUGAGAAGUGUUAUGGUAAGCAUGCCUAAUUUGCAACUUUUUUUCUAUGUAGCAUCAGAUAACUUGUUACAGAAACAAAUGCACUCAAAUUUAAUACACUUUAUCAUGGAACUUUCUGGGAAACUAUUUCAAAUACAUGUUGGCUUCAUCCUGUCUGACUCUGGUUAUUAACUCAAACUACAGCACUACACGAGACAUACAAAACUCAAAUGAUGCAAAUGGAUACAUGUAACAUCUGCGCAUUUUAUUGGCAAAUGUUUUUUCUUACCAGUUUAACAGCAUGACCAUACAAUUCCUUUUUAGCUAUAAGCAACAUCUUUUCUAGCUUGUAACUCAUCCCAGUUAAACUCUUCCGUCUUGGAAGAAGCGCUUCUAAAAUUACGUGUGGGUAUGGGUGGGUGGAUGAUUUUUUUUAAAAAUUGUCACUUCAGUGAAUUAUCUGUCCAAUUGGAGUUUUAACCCUAAGAGAUUUAGAAUGGUGUUCUUGCACCACAGCUUUUAUGUUGUAGUGUACUGUGGACCUGCAGGAUAAUUCCCCCCCCUGCCCCCCUGCCCCCGGUUACUGGCUUAGUGGGGUCUCAUUAUGAAUCACUUCGCCAAACUUUGAUGAAUGCUUCUAAAUGUUAGUAUUGUAAUUUGGUUUCAAUAACUCAAAACUGUUUUAUCUCUGCGGCUGUGAGGCCUGCUCUAUUUGUGGCUAUUGGUUCUGAAGCUUCGAUAACGUUAAAACUGUGUCUUCGGGGUGUGUCUGUGUAAGGAAUGUGCUAUUUUGCUGGAGUUUGCUGUAACAAAAUGGCCAAUGGCUUGCUUGUUUCAGAGAACUUAUAUAGACUAAUAAAUUUUUCCACAGUAUUCAAUUUUUUCUAACAUCUCCCUCGUGUACAGGUGAAUUUUGUAAGAAACAACUCGAGAAUUCUUGCACCGAUGGUUCUGUAACAGACAACAUUAAUGGCUUCAGAAUACUACAGGGCAUCUAAUCUAUUUAGCAGUAUGAGCUACUCUGCAAUUUCCUGUAAAUAUAUAAAUUGAAAUAACUUUAUAAUGCUGUUGUUUUUCUACACUCAGUGCUGCAUACUAUCAUUGGUCUUUUGCAAGUAUAUUGGCUGUUGCCACUUAAAAUCACUCCUUUCAACCUUUGCACUUGUUAGGAAACGUAACCAGAUUUUUGAAAGUUAUUCUAUAAGCAGACAUUGUAAGUAAAAUAAUUCUGUAAAUGUUCACACACUUUACACUACUCAAAAUUUUUAGUUGUCUAUUGCCAUUUUAACUGGCAGCACAUUUGCUAAACAGGUUAGGCCGUGUAUCUCUUGAAUGCAUCCUGAAGAUAGGACAGGAUCAAAUUUUAUUGCAGAGAAGUGUGUUUUUAACAUUCGAAUAAAGAUUGUGAAGCAGGAACAUCUGCCAUCUUUUUUUGUUUUUUAA